Odobenus rosmarus divergens (Pacific walrus) is the source of this 1520-nucleotide messenger RNA. RefSeq names its product coiled-coil domain containing 3 (gene CCDC3). Gene Ontology annotation, biological process: negative regulation of gene expression. Lineage: Eukaryota; Metazoa; Chordata; Mammalia; Carnivora; Odobenidae. Bases 117 to 941 code for a protein of 274 amino acids. Gene Ontology annotation, cellular component: extracellular region. The transcript is spliced from 3 exons. The record is from RefSeq and is a predicted model, not a curated record.
GCCACCCCGCUCUGUCCUGCCAGUCCCGGGAGUCCCCCCCGCCAUGCGCCCAGGCUAGUGCGCCCAGGGCGCAGCGCCGACCCCGGCCGCGCCGGCCGCCCGCUCCCGCCGCCGGCAUGCUGCGCCCGCUGCUGCUCGCGGCGCUCUGCCUGGCCGGCCGGCUUGCAACUGCCCGCGGCUGUCAGCUGCCCUCCGAGUGGAGACCCCUGAGCGAGGGCUGCCGCGCCGAGCUGGCGGAGAUCAUCGUGUACGCCAAGGUGCUGGCGCUUCACCAGGAGGUGCACGGCCUGUACAACUACCUGCCGUGGCAGUACGAGGCCAGGGACGCGGGGCUCUUCUACUCGGCCGAGAUCGAGAUGCUGUGCGACCAGGCGUGGGGCAGCAUGCUCGAGGUGCCUGCGGGCUCCAGACUCAACCUCACUGGCCUGGGCUACUUCUCGUGUCACUCCCACACCGUGGUCCAGGACUACUCGUAUUUCUUCUUCCUCAGGAUGGAUGAGAAUUAUAAUCUCUUGCCUCACGGAGUCAAUUUCCAAGAUGCCAUCUUUCCAGACACUCAAGAGAACAGAAGGAUGUUUUCCAGCCUUUUCCAGUUUUCGAACUGUUCUCAAGGGCAGCAAUUGGCAACUUUUUCCAGUGACUGGGAGAUCCAGGAAGACAAUAGGCUCAUGUGUUCGUCCGUGCAGAAGGCUCUGUUUGAGGAGGAGGACCAUGUCAAGAAACUGCAGCAGAAGGUGGCCACUCUGGAGAAGCGGAACAAACAGCUUCGGGAUCGGGUGAAGAAGGUCAAGAGGUCAUUGAGGCAGGCACGGAAGAAUGGUCGCCACCUGGAGCUGGUGAACCAGAAGCUCAGCGAGAAAUUAGCAGCUGCAGCAGGUGCCCUCCCACACAUUAAUGCCCUGGGGCAGGAGCCACCAGGUGCCACGUACCUGCGGGGGUAGCAGGGACUGGGUAGUGGCCUAGCCUGGCUCUGCUGGAACAUGGUGCCUCUUGCCAGGGAAUGUAAAGUGAUGGUAGGUUUUAAUGUGCACAUAGGUCAAAAAAUCUUGUAGAUGAUGUUUUUAAUAUGCAUUUGGUAGUGCCUAGUUACUCGAAGGGGCAAGUCUUGCGAAUUUUCUUAGUUGCUGGGCUCCUUCCCUCUCUGCCUCGCUCCCAGACCUAGUGCUUGCAAGUCCAGAGGCAGCACGAUCCUGGAAUAUCAUGUGCUUGCCUAGGGCCUGUCUUCAGCUUUCAGGACCACACUGGAAAGUGUACUGACUGUGGAAAGAAUAUUUUAGAAUCUCUAGAUGUACAAGAAUCAAGGGUUUCAACCUUAUUUAGAAGAGAGGCAGUGGGAUCUCCAGGUCUGAGCUCCAGGACCAUCAUUAGUUUUGAGAAGGGAUCUGCAGCAAGUCUUGGAACAUUCUGGUGUCUCCUUUGCCAGUUUUGGAAGGAGGAGGGCAGGCUUGCAAAGCACCCAAGGAUGCCUGCAAAUAUACAUGUGCACGGUGUCCUUACUCCAGCCAGCAUUUCCUCACAGC